This is a messenger RNA of Umbelopsis ramanniana AG, 839 nucleotides long. RefSeq lists its product as uncharacterized. The transcript has a single exon. NCBI's taxonomy places the organism in Eukaryota, Fungi, Mucoromycota, Umbelopsidomycetes, Umbelopsidales, Umbelopsidaceae. The record is from RefSeq and is a predicted model, not a curated record. Bases 452 to 742 code for a protein of 96 amino acids.
UUCCCGACGGCUUUCAUAUUUUCUCUCCCCACACCAUCAACCCCACACACAUUACCACUCAUGUCUGUUCAGAGCCUCUACCAAAAGGCUACUCGAGCGUAUUUGUUGACUCAGCAUGUCUCGGCAUCACACUCGUGCAUCAAGGCCAUCAACCUACUUAAUACUUCGGAAUCUCCCAACCACUCGUCCCUUCGACGUAUGAUCCAUGUCCUCUUUGUUAACAUUGCUACUUCCCUGGCCGAAUCAAAAGACCUUCCCACCACCUUCCGAAUACUAGGCCUUCAAGGAAAAACAAAAGAGGACCUGAUGAAUGCUGUUUGGAACAAAGUACUGGAAGGCUAUGCUGGCCAAGUAGGCAACGUUGAUGGAUCUGUCAUAGCAGUUUGGUAAGCGAAAAUCUGUCUGAAUUUGAAUCCUCCAUGCGCGCUAACUGAAUAAUAUCAGUCUGCUCAUGUCUCUGAGACUAGGUACUGCACGUAUUGGUCAACAAAUUGCUGAGGAAUGGCUGGCAAAUGUACCAGAUACAUUGAUUGCAGAACUGGAUAUGGCUGGUCCAAUGACUGAAUCUGCUAUCCUGUCCAGUGAAGAUGAGGAAUCGCCUAUCAGUGCAUACUAUGAGGUUCUCGAACUCUACUCUGUCAGCAUCUUAACAACCUUGCAAGACUAUUCAUCUGCUCGUGAAUUUAUUAAAUAUAAUCCCUACAUAUCGGACCAGCAAAAGAAGGUAAGUUUCAUGCUAUGAUCAAGUGACGUGGGAAAUGUUUGAAAAUAACACGGGUUCAUCAAUAGACAUUUGAUCAGCGUAUUGAACAAAAGGAAAAUGAGAAAUUUGAGGAAAA